CACAGUGCAUUGAUUCAUUGCUUGACUCACGCCUCAAAGGUGGACAACGAUGGUGGUUCUUGCAGCAUCCAUCUGCACCAGGAGCGGGAAACCGCUCCUGUCCCGACAGUUCCGUCCCAUGCCACGGUCCCGAGUGGACGGUCUGCUCGCAUCAUUCCCCAAACUCAUCCCUGUCAACUCACAACACACCACAGUCGAAACGGCGGACGUUCGCUUCGUGUAUCAGCCAUUUGAAGAGCUCUAUGUCUUGCUGAUCACCAAUAAGGCGUCAAAUAUCGUCCAAGACCUUUCCACGCUCAACCUCCUCGUUCGACUCAUCUCCUCCUUGACCCCCGCCAUGUCAGAACCCGCCAUUUUACAUCACUCAUUCGACCUCCUCUGCGCCUUUGAUGAGGUUGUAUCGCUAGGCUACAAGGAGAACGUGUCUCUCACCACGGUCCGCAACAUUUUAGAGGGAGAAUCCCACGAGGAAAAGAUCCAAGAGAUCAUUGCGAGGAACAAAGAGGCAGAAGCGAAAGAGGAGCUAAAACGAAGAGCCAAGCAAUUGGAAAUGCAGCGGAGGGAGCAACAGAAGAGGGCAGUCGGAGGUGGUGGAUUCGGAUCGUCCAUGGGAAGUGGCAUGGCGGGUGGAUACCAAUCCGCGCCCCGGUUUGAGGCGCCCGCUAUGCCCGAAUACAGGACACCGAGCCCCGCGCCUGCGCUCAGCAAACCUGCGUUCAAGGGCAGUGGCAUGAAGUUGGGCAAAAAGGGCAAGCAGUCUGAAUUGAGCUCCCUCUUGAGCGGAGAACCGGAACCGGAGCCAGAGCCAGAGGUGCACGCGGCGCCAGAGCCAGAGCCAGUGGCCGUGUCCGCAGACGUCCUGGAAAAGGUCGAUCAGGAGAGCAUUCACCUCACAAUCAAAGAGCAACUCUCCGUCACCUUGCUACGCGAUGGCGGUGUCAAAUCGUUCGAGCUCAAAGGAGAUCUAGACCUUCGCAUCGCUGAACCUUCGCUCGCCAAGCUGCGGCUGACAUUGGCACCGAAUGAUUAUUCCGAGCUGCAGUUCAAGCAACAUCCCAACGUUGCCAAAUUCUCAGGCUCUGAGAAGAUCAUCGCGUUGAAGGACGCAAACAGGAGUUUCCCCGUGGGUCAAGGUCUGGGCGUCUUGCGUUGGCGAAUGAGUGCGAAGGAUGAGAGCAACGUGCCGUUGUCAAUCACAUGCUGGCCACAACCUCGGGGAGACGGGACCUCCGACGUGGCUAUCGAGUACGAGCUCGAAGCGACCCACUUGACUUUGCGCAACGUGGUCAUCUCCAUUCCGAUACCGACGGAUUCCCUUCCAUCCGUGACUGGUGAUGCGGAUUGGCGUGCCGAGCGCAACGCCUUUGUAUGGACUAUCGACACGGUCGACAGCGAAAACCCGAGCGGAUCUCUCGAGUUCAAAUGUGAUGGAGACGCAGAUGCCUUCUUCCCUGUCUCGGUGGGCUUUGUGGCUGCAGGCUCUUUGGCCAACCUCGAGGUGAGUCAGGCGACUUGAGCUGGACUGAUGAUACAGGUGUCCAAAGCAGCAUUGGUGGCGGAUGGAUCAGAGCAAUCAUUCUCGCAGGAAAAGAUUCUCACUGUGGACAAGUACGAGGUUGUGUAGAUACGAUUUUAUGCAUUUGACACGAUUGCGGAG
Molecule: messenger RNA, 1657 nt
Organism: Kockovaella imperatae
Lineage: Eukaryota; Fungi; Basidiomycota; Tremellomycetes; Tremellales; Cuniculitremaceae
Exons: 6
Coding region: 50-1516 (488 amino acids)
Biological process (GO): Golgi localization; retrograde vesicle-mediated transport, Golgi to endoplasmic reticulum; endoplasmic reticulum to Golgi vesicle-mediated transport
Cellular component (GO): COPI vesicle coat; cytosol
Source: RefSeq, a predicted model, not a curated record